UGUGCUGAGAGAUGGCGACACGCGCGGCGAAUCCGUCCCAGUCGAUACUGCAAGUGUAAUGGACGAGGAUAAUCGUCAACGAGUCCUAAACGAGCCUGCUUUAGUUUUUGAUGGGAGCUUUAUGAAAAAGAGGUAUCAGCUCGAAGAGUUGGAGGACCGCAAGUUUGAGAAAGGUCACCUCUUCAUUUCUCAUGCUUCACUUCAGCUGACAACGCGGCCAUUCUCGUGCAGAGCUUACAGACCGGAGGUGGAGAUUCGAAAUAGAGCACUGGCAGCACAAGACCGAUACAAUAAAAUAGAGAGCCGAGAGAAUGCUCAAG
Acaulospora colombiana is the source of this 320-nucleotide messenger RNA. The record is from the annotation of a GenBank genome assembly. NCBI's taxonomy places the organism in Eukaryota, Fungi, Glomeromycota, Glomeromycetes, Diversisporales, Acaulosporaceae.